Molecule: messenger RNA, 1688 nt
Organism: Ornithorhynchus anatinus (platypus)
Lineage: Eukaryota; Metazoa; Chordata; Mammalia; Monotremata; Ornithorhynchidae
Gene: TRMT61A
Product: tRNA methyltransferase 61A
Exons: 4
Coding region: 255-1166 (303 amino acids)
Biological process (GO): tRNA methylation
Cellular component (GO): nucleus; tRNA (m1A) methyltransferase complex
Source: RefSeq, a predicted model, not a curated record
GGAAGUGCCGUUGCCUGGUGACUUAGCGGCGCCGCCAGUGCCACGUGCCGAGAGCCUGGAGGGCGAGAGGGGCGGUUGCUGACCUCUGACCCCGGGGCCCUGCAGCCCAGCCAUCAACAGCAUCAUCAUCAUCAUGAUGGUUCAGAAAAUGGGGGCAGGCUUGCCGAUCGAUUGUACGUAUUGAGGACCCGCCGAGUGCAGAAAACCGUGCUAAGCCCCUGGGAGAGCAUCUCCCGCCCCGCCCGCCAGCCAAAAUGAGCUUCGUGGAGUACAAGGACCUGAUCAAAGACGGAGACACGGCCAUCGUGUUCCUCGGCCACGGCUCCAUGUUCCCGGUCCGGGUCCAGGCCGGCGGUCAGACCCAGACCAAGUACGGCGUCAUCCGGCAUUCGGCCGACCUGAUCGGCAAGCGCUUUGGGGCCAAGGUGACCUGCAGCAAGGGGGGCUGGGUGUACAUCCUGCACCCCACGCCGGAGCUCUGGACCAUGAACCUCCCCCACCGCACCCAGAUCCUCUACUCCACCGACAUCUCCCUCAUCACCAUGAUGCUGGAGCUCAAGCCAGGCUCGGUCGUCUGCGAGUCAGGAACAGGAAGCGGCUCCCUGUCCCACGCCCUCCUGCGGACCAUCGCCCCCACGGGGCACUUGUACACCGUCGAGUUCCACCAGCAAAGGGCCGAGAAGGCCAUGGAGGAGUUCCGCGCCCACAAGGUGGACCACUUGGUGACGGUCCGGAACCAGGACGUCUGCAAGAACGGCUUCGGCGUCACCCAUGCCGCAGACGCCGUCUUUCUGGACAUCCCCUCACCGUGGGAGGCCGUCGGCCACGCCAACGCAGCCUUGCGAGUGGAAGGGGGCCGCCUCUGCUCCUUCUCUCCGUGCAUCGAGCAAGUGCAGAGGACCUGCCGCGCACUGGAGGAGCACGGCUUCACCGAGGUGCACACGCUCGAGAUCCUGCUGCAGGCAUACAACGUCAGGACCGUCAACCUGCCCCUCCCCGACCUGGGCAAGGGGGCCACGGCCGACGCGGCGGACGCCCCCUCGGACGUGGCCGCGGAUUCCGGACCCCCGCCCCCGGGGAUGGCCCAGUUUAAAAGCGGGGUGCCGCUCAAGGAGAUGGUGGGGCACACCGGCUACCUCACGUUCGCCACCAAAAGCUUAUUUUAACAGCCACGGGGCGGUCCGGGCGGAGGGAGGAGGAGGAGGACGGUGAGGAGGAGGUUGAGAAGGAGCGGAACUCUCUCAAUGUUCCCUCCUCGUCAGACAACGCCAUAUAUAGUCAAGCGGAGCCGGGAGAGACACUGUUUAAAUAACACACCCGCGCGACCCUGACGCUGGGACGUUGAGGGCGCUCGGGCCGCCUGGCUGCCGGAGAGGAGUUCUCCUCCAAAGUCCGCGAUCUGCUGCCGGCUGGGGGGGUUAGGGAGGAGGAGGAAAUAAAGCCCCGAGAUGGGCCACAUCUUCCCGUCGUUUCCUCUCCUCGAACUGUUUAAGUGGAGAACCAGGGUCACUUGGGUUCCUCCUCUUAGGGGCUGGUGUCUUUCCUCAUGGAGCCCUCCCAGAGAGACCCCGUGGAUGCUAAGUGUGAGCGUCAGGUGUUUUUAGGUGCCGUCCCCACCCCGACAGGUGGUUUAGUACUCUGGGGCAUUUUAGGGGGCCAGAUUAAAUUCGCGAUUACUGAGUGAGAAA